AUGGCGCUCAGUGACAAUAAGCAGUCUGGUAAGGGUGGGCAAGUUGGCCCCACUGGCCCCCAUGGGGUGAAGGGUAUCAAGGGCAGCAUCGCCCUGCACAGCAGCCACUACUACCAGACGCUGGUCUUUGACACGGAGCUCGUCAACCUCUACAACCACUUCAACAUGUUCACCGGAAAGUUCUUCUGCUACGUGCCCGGAGUCUACUUGUGCACUCUCAACGUGCACACCUGGAACCAGAAGGAGACGUACCUGCACCUGAUGAAGAAUGAGCAGGAGGCGGCCAUCUUGUACGCCCAGCCGAGUGACCGGUCCAUCAUGCAGAGCCAGAGCCUGCUGCUGCAGCUGGCACGUGAUGACCAGGUGUGGGUGCGCCUCUACAAGGGCGAGCGCGAGAACGCCGUCUUCAGCGAUGACUUCCACACCUACAUCACCUUCAGCGGACACCUCAUCAAGGCACAGAGUGAAGGAUAG
Messenger RNA from Sardina pilchardus (European sardine), 474 nucleotides. RefSeq names its product complement C1q tumor necrosis factor-related protein 1-like. The record is from RefSeq and is a predicted model, not a curated record. Gene Ontology annotation, molecular function: protein binding. Lineage: Eukaryota; Metazoa; Chordata; Actinopteri; Clupeiformes; Clupeidae.